UCCCCCACUGCCCCUUCCCCCAAUUCUCCAUCCCCUUCCCUCUUGGUCUCGGAGGACCCCGUCCAAGCCCGACCUAUCUCGGCCCGCAACCCCCGCGAGACCGUCGGUGCCACUCCCUGCCCAUGUGGGCCCCUUCGGUCUGCCCACGCCUGUACCCCAGCUCCCGGUUCGGCUGGGCUUUCCCCUCGCCGGGGGUGGCUUUCUGAGCCGCCCGCUUGGUGCCCCUCUCUGCAGCCUCUCCUGCCACUCGGGGCCCCCGUUCCCCCUCCCCUGCCCCCGGGGGGCUGGCGGAGUUGGGCCGCGGGGGCCCCGGGGCCGGCGGUGCCGGGGUCAUCGGGAUGAUGCGGACGCAGUGUCUGCUGGGGUUACGCACGUUCGUGGCCUUCGCCGCCAAGCUUUGGAGCUUCUUCAUUUAUCUUUUGCGGAGGCAGAUCCGCACGGUAAUUCAGUACCAAACUGUUCGAUAUGAUAUCCUUCCUUUAUCUCCUGUGUCCCGGAAUCGACUAGGCCAGGUGAAGAGGAAGAUACUGGUGCUGGAUCUGGAUGAGACACUUAUUCACUCCCAUCAUGAUGGGGUCCUGAGGCCCACAGUCCGGCCUGGAACACCUCCUGACUUCAUUCUCAAGGUGGUAAUAGACAAACAUCCCGUCCGAUUUUUUGUACAUAAGAGACCCCAUGUGGAUUUCUUCUUAGAAGUGGUGAGCCAGUGGUACGAGCUGGUAGUGUUCACAGCAAGCAUGGAGAUUUAUGGCUCUGCUGUGGCAGAUAAACUGGACAACAGCAGAAGCAUUCUCAAGAGGAGAUACUACAGACAGCACUGCACUUUGGAAUUGGGCAGCUACAUCAAGGACCUCUCUGUGGUCCACAGUGACCUCUCCAGCAUUGUGAUCCUGGAUAACUCCCCAGGGGCUUAUAGGAGCCAUCCAGAUAAUGCCAUCCCUAUCAAAUCCUGGUUCAGUGACCCCAGUGACACUGCCCUUCUCAACCUGCUUCCCAUGCUGGAUGCCCUCAGGUUCACCGCUGAUGUUCGUUCUGUGCUGAGCCGAAACCUUCACCAACAUAGGCUCUGGUGACAGCUGCUCCCCCUCCACCUGAGUUGGGGUGGGGGGGAAAGGGAGGGUGAGCCCUUGGGAUGCAGUCUGAUGCCCUGUCCAAUGGUGAGGACUGCCUGGGCAGGGUCUGCCCCUCCCUCCCCUCUCUGCCCUGGGAGCCCUGCACUCCAUAUGGAGUCUGGAUGGACACAUGGGCCAGACUCUGAAGCAGCCUCACUCUAACUUCGUGUUUGAACUCCCUGGAAACCCCAGACUGGGACAUAAGCGGAGGCUUAAGAGAGCCGAAACAGUGUCUGUGGUGGAGAGACAGGACUGGCCAGUGAGAAAGACGUUCGGUAAUCUGGGAGGCUGAGAGAGAAGCCAAGCCAGCUUUGUUGUGAUUUGAUUUUUUAAAAACUCUUGUACAAAACUGAUCUAAUUCUUCACUCCAAGGGCUGGGCUGUGGGUGGGAUACUGGGAUUUGGGCCACUGGAUUUUCCCCAAACUUGUCCCCCCAUUUUCCUUUUUUUCCCAGAUUCCAUCAGACCUGUAACCAGCUUCCUCUUUUUUUUUUUCCCUCUCUUAAACCAUGCAUUAUAACUUUGAAACCAAA
Molecule: messenger RNA, 1644 nt
Organism: Pteropus alecto (black flying fox)
Lineage: Eukaryota; Metazoa; Chordata; Mammalia; Chiroptera; Pteropodidae
Gene: CTDNEP1
Product: CTD nuclear envelope phosphatase 1
Exons: 8
Coding region: 339-1073 (244 amino acids)
Molecular function (GO): protein serine/threonine phosphatase activity
Source: RefSeq, a predicted model, not a curated record